Messenger RNA from Anolis carolinensis (green anole), 3889 nucleotides. RefSeq names its product enhancer of polycomb homolog 2 (gene epc2). The record is from RefSeq and is a predicted model, not a curated record. NCBI's taxonomy places the organism in Eukaryota, Metazoa, Chordata, Lepidosauria, Squamata, Anolidae. The transcript has 14 exons. Gene Ontology annotation, biological process: regulation of transcription by RNA polymerase II. The coding region runs from base 288 to 2708 and encodes 806 amino acids. Gene Ontology annotation, cellular component: piccolo histone acetyltransferase complex; NuA4 histone acetyltransferase complex.
CGCUCGCUCUCGCGUUGGCUGCCGGGAUCGCUGGCCGCUUUGGUUAAUGUCGGCCAUGUUUGCCAUGGCGCAGGGAGCGGGUCGAGCGCGGAGCUAGGGCUGCGGGCGGCUCUGGGCGGCGGGGCUCUCCAUGGUGUGUCGGGCCGGGUCCGGGAGCGGCUGGGAGGCCGAGGAGGCGGCGGAGGAGGCGGCGGAGGAGGCCGGCGCGGCGCCGCCGUCGUCGUAGCGAGCCCCCCCUCUCCCUCCCUCCCUGCCUCCGGGUGUGCUGAUUGUGAGGGAGCGACACCAUGAGCAAACUCUCCUUCCGCGCCCGGGCGCUAGACGCCGCCAAACCGCUGCCCAUCUACCGCGGCAAGGACAUGCCCGACCUCAACGACUGCGUCUCCAUCAACCGCGCCGUGCCGCAGAUGCCCACAGGCAUGGAGAAGGAGGAGGAAUCGGAACACCAUUUGCAACGAGCUAUCUCAGCACAGCAAGUUUUCAGAGAAAAGAAAGAGAACAUGGUUAUUCCAGUUCCUGAAGCAGAAAGCAAUGUCAACUAUUACAGUCGUUUAUACAAAGGAGAGUUUAAACAGCCAAAACAGUUCAUUCAUAUUCAACCCUUCAACCUGGACAAUGAACAACCUGAUUAUGAUAUGGACUCAGAAGAUGAGACAUUAUUAAAUAGACUAAAUCGAAAGAUGGAAAUCAAACCACUGCAGUUUGAAAUUAUGAUAGACAGGCUUGAGAAAGCUAGUUCUAAUCAGCUGGUAACACUUCAGGAAGCUAAGUUGCUGCUCAAUGAGGAUGAUUAUCUUAUUAAGGCGGUCUAUGACUACUGGGUAAGAAAACGGAAGAACUGCAGAGGACCUUCUCUCAUUCCCCAAAUCAAACAGGAAAAAAGAGAUGGCUCCACCAACAAUGAUCCAUAUGUGGCUUUUCGGAGGCGAACAGAGAAAAUGCAGACAAGAAAGAAUCGGAAAAAUGAUGAAGCUUCUUAUGAGAAAAUGCUGAAAUUAAGAAGAGAAUUCAGUAGGGCCAUAACUAUUUUGGAGAUGAUUAAGAGACGAGAAAAGACAAAACGAGAGUUGUUACAUUUGACAUUGGAAGUUGUGGAAAAACGAUAUAAUUUGGGUGAUUAUGGAGGUGAAAUCCUUAAUGAAGUCAAGCUUAAUACAACAGAGAAAGAGAUGAACACCACUCCAGCAACUCUUCAUAAUGGAAACCACCAUAAAGUUCAAGAAUGUAAAGUCAAGCAUCCUCACCAUUCAUCUAUAAAAGAGGAAGUAACUGAUGUUGUCCGUCAGAAGAAAAAGUAUCCAAAGAAGCCAAAAACUGAAAGUGUAAUAAGUCCUCAGCAGUCCACUACUGAGCCUUUGCCUACAAUCAGUAAAACCGAUAUCAAACAAUAUGACUUCCACAGUUCAGAUGAAGAUGAAUUUCCACAGGUACCCUCACCAGUGUCAGAACCAGAAGAAGAAAAUGAUCCUGAUGGACCGUGUGCAUUCAGAAGAAGAGCAGGAUGCCAGUAUUAUGCUGCUCGUUUGGACCAAACUAAUUAUCCUCCUGAGAAUCCAGAACUGGCAGAAUUGGAUAAGCUAAGGUAUAGGCAUUGCCUUACAACACUUACUGUUCCAAGAAGAUGUAUAGGGUUUGCAAGAAGACGAGUUGGCAGGGGUGGAAGGGUGUUAAUGGACCGGAUAGCCACAGAACACGAUCCUAUCUUGAAGCAGAUUGACCCAGACAUGCUAAGCAGUUGUUCAAGCUCUUCCCAAAACUUAGACUUUUCUUCUAAUUUUUCACGGACCAAUGCUUCCAGUAAACCUUGUGAAAACAGACUUUCUCUUUCUGAAAUACUAAGCAAUAUCAGAUCAUGCCGACUUCAGUGUUUCCAACCAAGGCUACUAAAUGUACAGGACAGUGAUAGUGAAGAAUGUACCUCAAGGAAACCAGGGCAGGCUGUGAAUAAUAAAAGAGUUUCUGCGCCAUCCGUAGCUUUAUUGAACACCAGCAAGAAUGGCAUAUCAGUAACAGGGGGUAUCACAGAAGAACAAUUUCAAACGCACCAACAGCAGUUAGUUCAAAUGCAAAGGCAGCAACUUGCUCAGCUCCAGCAGAAACAGCAGUCACAGCAUUCUUCCCAACAGACACAUCCAAAAGCACAGGGCUCAAGCACCUCUGACUGCAUGUCGAAAACGCUUGACUCGGCCAGCGCCCAUUUUGCUGCAUCCGCAGUGGUGAGUGCACCUGCUCCCAGUCGAAGUGAGGUGACAAAGGAACAGAGCACGAGCCACAAUAUCAAUGGUGUUGUUCAACCUACAGCAACGUCAAAAACUCUGUACUCCACAAACAUGGCUCUAUCGUCCAGCCCAGGGAUCUCAACUGUACAGCUUGUAAGGACAGUUGGCCACACCACCACAAACCACUUAAUCCCAGCAUUGUGCACAAACAGCCCUCAGACGCUUCCCAUGAACAAUUCUUGCCUCACCAACGCAGUGCACCUCAACAAUGUCAGUGUUGUUUCUCCAGUCAAUGUACAUAUCAAUACAAGGACUUCAGCACCAUCGCCAACCGCCUUAAAACUUGCCACAGUUGCUGCCAGUAUGGACCGAGUGCCAAAGGUGACCCCUAGCAGCGCGAUCAGCAGCAUAGCAAGAGAGAACCAUGAACCAGAAAGAUUGGGCCUGAAUGGAAUAGCAGAGACGACAGUCGCAAUGGAGGUGACAUAACCUAAAAGCAGUGGCUCUUCCGGUGCUGAUGGUGUAGUCAUUUAUAUUCCAGCUGAAUGCAAAACAACACUCUGUGGAUCACAGGGAAUUAAAUGGACCUAAAUGGACUAUCAUAUCGUAUAUUAAGUCGAUAUAUAAUGUACAUUUUGUAAAAUUGGGAAAAUCACUACCUUGUAAAAUAGUUUAUUUGUAUCAUCAAUAUUAUUUCUGUUACUUGAAUAGUAGAUAUUCAUCAUCAUGCUUUUGCACUUGAAUUUGCAACUGAAUGGAUUUAAAAAUAAUUCUUUAAUGGGAUCAUGAGCAUGAAAUGGGAUCCUGCAUCACUUGUUUUAAUUAUUUAUUUUGCCAUGUUUACAUUUUGUAUCUUGUAAAAAAUAAAUCCAACUUUGUGUCUAAAAAAGUUAAAGAUUCAUAGCUAGGAAAAAUUCUUGUAAUUUUUUUCUAAAGGAAAUGUAAAGUUUUCACUUGGUUCAUUUUGUUUCACAAUUUUAGAUGGACUUUUUGGUAAAUACUUUAGUGGCAUUUCACUGUCAAAAUAUGAAGUUCAAGGCAAAAUAGUAUUUUCUAUUACUGUGCAGGGGAAAGGGAUGGAUCGAUACAUGCAAAUUUAAUGUAGUAACCCACUUUUCCAUAUAUUUUGAAUGUAUAUUUCUAUUUAUAAUACCAGUUUAUAAAAAAUAAUUACACAGAAAACCUGAUUAGUAAAAUUAUGCAUCUAGCACAUAUUAAACUGUGCAGAUAUGAAGAAAAUUUUCAACUGAUUAUAUUUUAUCUGACGUCUGCAUAAUUUAACCGGCUUUUAACCGUAACACACCACAUAAAUGAUAUUUUACCAGGUAUGUAUUGCAUUAUAUAUCAUUGCAAUAAUUAUUGGAUGUCUAGAUAUCGAGCCAUCCCAGGUGAUGGGGGCGGGGGGAGGGUUGUGGCAGAUUGUCUUUCAAUUUUGGAGAGUUUUCCUGUGGCUACAAGGCAAGUAACGGGUUGGAAAAAGUCUGACUGUACGCGUUGGACACUUUCGUAGUGUAGUGUUUUAGUGACUUUUUUUAUACGGUUCUUGUAAAUUAGAUACGUGUAGUGGUGUUUCAGAAUGUUUGUUUAUGCACUAGUUCAGACAACUUUCCCUGUUACUUGUUCUUGAUAAGUGAAAACUGCAGGGAAAUAAAAAUACAUAUCAAAACAUG